Misgurnus anguillicaudatus (oriental weatherfish) is the source of this 4878-nucleotide messenger RNA. The record is from RefSeq and is a predicted model, not a curated record. NCBI's taxonomy places the organism in Eukaryota, Metazoa, Chordata, Actinopteri, Cypriniformes, Cobitidae.
UUGACGCCGGCCCUGGGUGCCAUGAUGGCUCUCAUUACAGAUAGGAAUGAACUUUAAAUUUGAACAGAACAUUAAAAUUGAGCAGAAAUAUAUUCCCUUCACCUUGAUAAAGUAAACAAAUAGAGGUUUAAUAAAUAUAAUCAUAAAUAUUAUAUAUUUUUUAUUUUCCACCAACCCAAUCAAUUUGUUCUUUCCAAGUCAGAUUUUCAUCAAUAAUAAUUCCCAGAAAUCUUGUACUUGACACUUGAGGUAUCUCGAGUUAAACCAGUAUUCACAUUCAUUAUCAAUGUUUUAAAAUUUGAAUGAGAAAGAAGUUGUAUCAUCUGCAAACAUUAUUGGAGCAAAAGUACAUGAUACAUAAGAAAAAUCAUUUAAAUAAGAAAUAAUAAAGGUCCAAGAAUAGACCCCUGAGGAACCCCACAUGGUAGUCCAAAUUUAUUAGAAUAACAACCCUUAAAACAAACAAACUGUGUUUUAAUGUUUUUGCUUAUAUUAUUUGAGUAUUAAGGCUAGAGUGGCCCUUUCCGGUCCACCUGCUCAUAGUUCAUGGAGUUUACACUCCUGACGACUGCUUCUCCCUGGCCAGGUGCCCUUAAGGAAGGACCAACGAUUCCGCACCCUCACCCAGACCUCUGGAAUUUAUGUCUGGCCUUUGAACGGGUCGCGAAAGGACUAGCUUACCUAUUGGCGGCUUUGGUGUAUGUCAUAAGUCUUGAUCCCCCUUUAUUUGGCAGUUCAAUGACCUAAAAUGAUGUCUUUAUGUGACCUGGUGUUCCUUUCAUGCUGAGGACCCACAGAGAUGUCCGGUGUCUUGUGCUCACCUUUCUCUAGAGAGAUUGGACAGUCUUUGUCUCCCUCUACCCUUGAAGGUGUAUGUGGCUGCCAUUUUGGCAACCAUGUCUUACUGGACGGGUAUUCUACAUGACCUGGAGUUCAGAUUCCUUACUCUUCAGACCUUACAGAUGACCUUUUGGACCUCAGAAGCCUCCCUUUGAGCCUUGGUAUCAGUCGAGCUUAGUGCCCUCUCUCAGAAGACGGCCCUCUUGAUAACGCUCAAGAGGGUUGGGGAUCUGCAAGUUUCUCUGCCGUCAACGGGUGCCUCAAACUCGGACCGGCCCAAGGUUCACGCCACUCCCUUUCGAGAUCAGGUAGUGAACAUCCAGGCCCUUCCUAGUAAUAACCCAACUCUUGCUGUGUCCGGUACAUGGGCUCCACACCUACCUGGACCGUAUUCAGAAUUUUACCAUUUCUGAUCAGCUCUUUGUCCGUUUUGGAGGUUAGCAGAAAGGGAAUGCUAUCUUCAAAAAGGGACUCACUCUCGGAUCUUUGAUGCCAUCUCUUUGGCAUAUCGUUCCCAGAAUUUGCCCUGUCCGUUGGGGUAAAUCCCUUAUUAGGAGUGUAGUUUCCUUGUGGGCACUGCCUAGUGUCCCUUUUUCGGACAUCUGCAGAGCUGCGAGUCGGGCUACUCCUAACACCUUUACAAGAUUUUACAAUCUGAAGGUAUAAACAGUGUUGUCUCGGGCGGUGUCUGCUCCGAACAUCUAACCCAGUCAAUAUCUGUGGGCCUGGAUGGUGCACUCAUUCACAAAUCUUUAUCCCAUUAAUUCCUCCUUAGUGGUGAAUGUGGGGUUGUUCUCUAGGUCAGCUUGCGGAGAGUAGACCUUUUUCUGGUGAUCUCUUAGGACAUCUCCAUUUGUCUUUUGUUCAGGCUCUUUCGAUCCAGAUGUAUAUUUCCCCAUUCGGUUUCCUUUCCUUAAACUUUGGGUCUUCCCUGGGCGAGUUAUACCCUCGCCCUAUGCCAUGCUAGUUCCACGCUGUGUAGCUCUGGCUCUGAGUUUGUUUCCAUUAUUUUUGGAAAUGUUUUUCACUUAUACCUCCAGUUGGUAGGUUGUGUUCUCUGCAUGUCUCUCCAAGACCUCCCAGUGUCGGGCUGGCAUCAUGCCUUUGUGGAAACCUUUAUCUGUCCCAUUUGGUACGGUUCACUUUUCCUGUGCACUGGAUGGUUAUUGACCUAUUCAAAGUCCCCUGGCACGCAUUUCUUGCUAGCUCCUCUUUGGCAUAGGUGAUAACUUGCUCAGCGUUGCAGCAUCUUACAUAGUGAACCCCUAGUGUCCAUUCAUCGACACAACGUCGAGUGAGUGACAGAAGGGGAACGUCUUUGUUACGUAUGUAACCGCCAUUCCCUGAGGGAGGGAACGAGACGUUGUGUCCCUCAUGCCAUAACGCUGACCUCCUGCUGACCAGCUGGUCUUUAGAUCAGCUCCUCGGCACUAAAACUGAAUGAAAUCAGUUUUAUACCCGGAUCUCCGGGCGGAGUCCGGAUUUCAUUUGUAUUUCAUUCGCCAAUUCUCAUUGGCCCUUUAUAUAGAGAAUCAGAGCGAUUGGUCUCCCAAGGUCGAAUCCCAGUGUGAGAAAAUUGUAUUUUAAAAAAUCUAUGUGUUAGGUGUUACAACAGUGCACCCUAUUAGCACAUCAGAUAUGGGAGGAGAAGGUUUACUGGAAACACCUGACAUUCAGGUGUGCCUCUCUCAUAAAAAUAUUUUUCAAUACAGAGAGGCAUAAAGAUGACGUCCAUACCUACCUCCAAAGGAACCCAGAAUAUUGCAAUCGCUGUCUUUUUGUUGGUAUGUUUUGCUGCAGUAUUCAGUGUGUAUUAUAAACCAACUACAAGCUGGUUAAAAUGCCCUGAUGUUCAAGUCCAGAAAGAUAACAUCAGCGCAGAAAUGUGCUUAAGUGCUCUUAAGAUACAGAACUACUUUUAUGUCGACAAAAACUGCACUGUCACCUUGGACACAAAGCAGAUAAAACAACUAUACGACAAUAACAUAACAACUACGCCAACAACCACUACAAUGCCAACACCUCUGACUACAGCAAAUAAAGAUCCAGAGACCCUUAUUUUAAUCUGGAUGUGGCCUUUUGGUAGUUCUUUUGGCUUGGGACCCUGUACGAUCUUCAACAUUGAAGGCUGCCAACUAACAGAUAACAAAAGUCUGUAUAACCAAGCUCACGGUGUUUUGUUUCAUCACAGAGACAUUCGUGGAGAUUUUUCCAAUAUGCCGAAAGACCCACGACCAAUCUUCCAGAAAUGGGUUUGGUGGAAUAUGGAGUCUCCAACCAAUUCAGGGAAAUAUCCUCAACUAAAUAAUCUGUUCAAUUUGACUUCAAGUUACCGCCAAGAUUCUGACGUUCCAGUGGGCUACGGUUCACUGGUACAGGCCACGGAUGAGGAGAAAAAUUACACAAUACCACACAAGGAUAAAUUAGUCUGCUGGAUAGUAAGCAACUACAAUGCGCACUAUAAACGAUCACAAUACUACAAUGAGUUAUCGAAGUAUAUUACAGUAGAAGUCUACGGUAAACAAUUUCACAAACAAAUUAGUAAGACAGAAUACUCAAAAACGGUGGCUAGUUGUAAAUUCUACCUUUCAUUUGAGAAUUCUGUUCAUAAAGACUACAUGACCGAAAAGUUAUACAGCCCUCUCACCCUUGGCACGGUUCCUGUGGUUCUUGGCCCGUCUAGAGAGAACUACGAGCAGUUCGUCCCAAGUGGAGCUUUUAUACAUGUAGAUGAUUUCCCUUCUCCGAAAGAACUGGCGGAUCAUCUGAAACACAUCGACCAAAAUGAAGACCUCUACAAACAGUACUUUACAUGGAGAGAAAAUUUUGUCGUAAAGAAUGGCAUAUUUGGUCGUGAUCAUGCCUGUCUGUCUUGUGAACAUAUUAGAAGGUUUAAGAACUACAGAGUAGUAAACAAUCUCACCGGCUGGUAUUUUGUUUGAGGAUAGGGGAGAACAUGGGCAAAAUGUGGGACGAAAGUAACAAAGCAAUUUUCUCAGAGCCCUGACUACAUUUGCAUAACAAGCUAUUUUGAUGGAACAGCCUUUAACAUAGUUAUCCGAUUAUCCACCUUUAAAUCUGAAUUUGCAGUGUUUUCAUAUAUUUUUUUUAUGCAAAUUUUGAAUAAAUGUAAAAAACUGCUGGAUGUAAACAUAACUGUACUGUUGCAUUAUGCUGAGAAAUUGUAUUAUGCUAAUUUAUUUAAAUUUCAUAUUGUUCAUACUGUUGAAGACAAAAGACAAAAUAUGUUUGCUGCUACAUAUUAACAAGGCCAUAUUCAGGUAUUUUUAAUAAAAACAAAAAAAAAAUCAAGCUUGUAUUGUUGUGUUAGUUUUGACCCACCUGUGAGUUACAAGCUGAGGGGGUCGAAAGUAACAAAGCGCAACUUAUAUUCAAAGUGAAAUUAUUAUGAAGCUGCUCUACAUUUGGUCAAAAUUCUACCUGGUAUUGAUAGACCACACUUGUGAAUUAUUGACCACGCUCUCAGAAACAAAGAUUCAAAAGUUGUCACUGGGACGGUACCUUUUAAAUAGGUCCUAGUAUGUACCAUCAUCAUCAUCUUUAAAGUCUUCAGUGUUUUGUAUCCCUGUCUUCAUCGUCUUCCUUAUGUAAGUGUAAACGUGACAGCCCCAGUGACAACUUUUGUACCUGGCAAAAAUAUUUCUUAUUAUCUUUUUUUUGAAAAAUUGUACUUUAAGUUGUAGAGAAAAAUGGAACUGUAAAAUGGUAGAUACUGAAAAUUCUUAAGAAAGAUUAAUUAUUUUGAAAGCAAUUUUUUGUCAUCUGUCCUUUUGUGCCAUCAUGUGUGCCAUAGAUGAUAAAUACACUGUAAUACAUUACAAAUAGUUCUGUCAAACUCAUUGAAUCAAAUACUUUAUUUAAGACCUAAAAUUGGCCUGAAUAUUAUGUGAAAGGUUGCAGGUUAAAGUCAUUUUUAAUAUUAUCGAAUAAAAAUAUUUAUUAAUGUUUACUUUUUAAAGUGCAGAGUCUAACUUUGGUUUAAAAGAGCUCCUCUUUAGAGAUACAAUAAUGUUUUCG